UUUUUGAAAAGAGGCUAAAAACAGAAGCAAAGAACUUAACUUGAGCAAAAUCUUCUUGUGAAAUAUAGUUGAACUUUUUAUUAAGAAAAAUGUGCUGAAAAAGAGUUGUCAUAUUGUAACAAUGAGAAGAAGUCGAAGCAGAAGUCCUCGCAGAAGAAGAGAGAGAAGUUUUUCUAGGUCUCCAUCGCCAGACUAUCGAUCCUCGAAACAACGUUUGUAUCGCGAACAUGAUCAGAAUAACAGAGAACGAAAACGAUAUUAUCGAGAAGGAUCCCCGGAGGGUAUGCGUGAAAGAUGGAGAGAUGAAAGAGAAAUGAUAGCAGCUAGAGGUGUUAUAGAGGUGUGGGGUUUAUCUCCCAAAAAACCAGAAAGCGACUCAAGCUCUGAAGAAGAAGAAGAUGACAAAGAAUCAAAGCAAAUGAGCUCUAACCAUGCAGCAGAAAACAACAGCAAAAAUGAUAGUCAUAAAAGUGAGAAAAGGAAGAAACGUAAAGAAAAGAAGAAAAAGAAGAAAAAGAAAAUGAAGAAGAAAGAAAAGCAGAAAAGAAGAAAAGAAGAGAGUAAUAAUAGCAAUGAACAUUCUUCAGACUCUGAACAAGGGGGCGAAGAUGAAGAUGACUGGGUAGAAAAAGCAGAAUCAAAGAAUGUGACUGUUGGACCUAUGCCUGUAGUUAUCGCUGAAGUUCAAGAGCCUGGUCUUAAGGACUAUGGACACGCAUUGCUUCCUGGCGAAGGGGAUGCAAUGGCGGAGUAUGUGAAGAUGGGCAAGCGUAUCCCACGGCGUGGAGAAAUUGGUUUGACAAGCAAUGAAAUUGAGCAUUAUGAAACUGCUGGCUAUGUAAUGAGUGGAAGUAGGCAUCGGCGAAUGGAAGCCGUACGUUUGAGAAAAGAAAACCAAGUUUAUAGUGCAGAUGAAAAGCGUGCACUAGCAAUGUUUAACCGAGAAGAACGUUCGAAAAGAGAAAACAAAGUCUUGGCUGACUUCAGAGAGCUGGUACACAAGAAGGUCAGAAAACAGUGACACAGCGACGCUUGGUGGUAUAGUAUACCGCGAUGAUGUCACCAGGGCAUUAAUCCGCUUUAAUCGCAGAUUUGGCUGCCUAAAUAUCCGGAUUCACCCGGACAGUAUCUAUAAGCUCGAUGACACAUCCGGGUAUGAAAUGGGAUCGGACCUAUAAGGUUUUAAAAAAGGCCCAACAGAGUUUCUCGGAAGAAAAAGAAACAUUGUUUCUUUAACUAAAUCUUAUUGUAAGAUUUUGUAAGAUUAUUGACAACAUUUUGCAAACACUUCACAGUGAGUAGUUUAACCGUUGUAUUUUUCUAAUUUUACCAAAUAUAUUAAAAUUAUUCAAAACCUAUUGUCAGUGUCCUAC
Molecule: messenger RNA, 1373 nt
Organism: Rhopilema esculentum
Lineage: Eukaryota; Metazoa; Cnidaria; Scyphozoa; Rhizostomeae; Rhizostomatidae
Biological process (GO): regulation of gene expression
Cellular component (GO): nucleus
Molecular function (GO): chromatin binding
Source: RefSeq, a predicted model, not a curated record